CAGCUCGGUGUCCCCUUUCAGAGGCUCCGCGUCCCCUGUCAGAGGCUCGGGCUGCUCGCCCUUGGAGAAGCCGCGCUGAGGCUCUCUGGGCUUGGGGGGACACCCGGAACCUGCCUGCACCGCGGGGCCAGGGACACGCACCGCGGGACUCUGCCACAAGAAAUUGUGUGAAAUCUAUUCCCUGUCAUACCUGCACUGUUUGACCAUAGAUAUUUAAGUUGGUGAAUCAUCUGCCUUCCUUCACAGAUGCCCUCAGAACAUGUCUAAUUGGACAAAUCUGUGGUAUGUCUGGCUGAUCUUGCUGAGUGUGUUCCUGCUCCUGCUCUGUGGGAUCACUGCAAGCUGCAUCAAAUUCUGCUGCCGGAAGAAGAGGCUUCCAGUUGAGACCUUCCCCCGGCACCCGUACGAUCUGACAACUGUUGCUGUUGACAGCGACAGCACGGCCCAUAGCACAGUGACCUCAUAUAGCUCAUUCCAGUACCCUCUAAGUGUCCCUAUUCCUUCAAUAUUUGUGGAUAUGGAUAAGAACACCCUGUCCCCUCCAGCUUACAGUCUGUAUGCAGUGGAGUUGCCACCUUCUUAUGAUGAAGCUGUCCAAAUGGGUAAACAGUGCACUGAAGUAGCACGGAUAAGCCAGAAACUCGGUGACAUCCCUGGACAGGUGACACCAGGUGGGCUGAAUGCAAUCCAGUACUCACCUGAGACAACCAACAGAGAUCCAGCAACACAGGCAAAUCCAGAAAAUCCGGAAGAUGCAACACAGAGCAGCCACAGCUCUGACUUAUUUCAGGUGGGGAGUAAUGGAAGGGAAGGACUGUAAGAGUUAAAGAGUUUGGUUGUGAUAGAAAGAUGUUUCCUCUCGUGCUCUUGUAAUGAUCUGUCAGUUACAAGAAAUGUUUUCUGUGGCUGCUCUAAUCUCCUGAAAUGAAUGAAGUAAAAGGGCAGUGGUGUAGAAAUGCCUGUGAAUGUGGGACAUGAAUGCUUGCUCAUCUUCUGAUAAACCAAAUAUUCC
Colius striatus (speckled mousebird) is the source of this 1012-nucleotide messenger RNA. It is a transcript of the gene TMEM52, whose product is annotated as transmembrane protein 52. The coding region runs from base 260 to 820 and encodes 186 amino acids. The transcript is spliced from 4 exons. The record is from RefSeq and is a predicted model, not a curated record. Lineage: Eukaryota; Metazoa; Chordata; Aves; Coliiformes; Coliidae.